Messenger RNA from Cottoperca gobio, 1873 nucleotides. It is a transcript of the gene gpr31, whose product is annotated as G protein-coupled receptor 31. Gene Ontology annotation, molecular function: G protein-coupled receptor activity. NCBI's taxonomy places the organism in Eukaryota, Metazoa, Chordata, Actinopteri, Perciformes, Bovichtidae. Gene Ontology annotation, biological process: G protein-coupled receptor signaling pathway. Gene Ontology annotation, cellular component: membrane. The transcript has 2 exons. The coding region runs from base 239 to 1249 and encodes 336 amino acids. The record is from RefSeq and is a predicted model, not a curated record.
CAAAGAAUCUGUCAACCAUUUGCUCUGCACACUGAGAGAAUCCCUUCCAGACUCUCGCAGAACAGGACGUUUUAACCUGAAUUACUUUGCAAACCGGAGAAACCCCUCGAGGACUGACAGAAGAAUAGGAGGAUUAACACUGAAGGUGUUGAGGAAACUUGUUUGGCGAGUUUUUCUUCAUCUUGUUUGCAGAAAAGACCCCUUUCUCACUCCCUGGCAAGUGUGUUUGACUGUUCAAAUGGCAAACGGCACUGUUUACCAGAGCAUCGAGGACUGCCUGGCCACAAACACGGCUCUGUAUAAAUUCUAUGCAGCCGUCAUGAUUGUGAUUUUCAUCCUGGCUCUGCCUCUGAAUGCAUCCGUCCUCCACCUCUUCAUAUUCAAGCUGAAGUUCUGGAAAUCCAACACCAAUAACGUUUUCCUUUUCAACCUGGUGUUGGCUGACAUCCUCCUGCUCUUCUGUUUGCCCAUAAAGGCGUACAACUUCAUCCACGGAGAGAGGAGGAGUGACAACGACAAAGUUUGUAAAGCUAUGCUCUUCAUGUUGUUUUUAAACCGAGGAGCCAGCAUCGCCUUCCUGGCAGUGACUUCCAUCGAUCGAUACUUUAACGUGGUACACCCUGGUCGAAAGAAUCUACUGCGAGCCCUGAAGAAGUCUCCCCAGAUCUCGAUCCUCAUCUGGCUGCUUCUGCUGCCUCUCACUAUCCCCACCAUGCUCAAGAACUUUGACUGCUGCAACAGCCACAGCCAGAACCCCGAUGAAAGUAAACAAGAUGCUUUGGUGAAGGACGUGGUGGACAGUUUGCGAGAAGUGGUUUUCUUUACUCAGAUUCUGAUCCCGUUCAUCAUCCUGGUCUACUGCACGGUGCACAUCGUCAACCGCCUCAGGAAGAAAACAGUCGGCGAUAGGACCAAGCUGAAGAGAGCCGUCUUCCUGGUGACCUCCGUCAUGGUGGUGUUCUCCGUCUGCUUCCUCCCCUGCACCAUAGCCAGGAUGAUUCUGCUGAUCGCCCGGGUCCAAGAGUGGCGCGAGUCCUUUCAGGAUAAAGCGGCGGUGGCGUUUGACGGCCUCAUGGUGCUCUCCUACAUGGACUGUCUGCUGGAUCCGCUGGUCUACUGCUUCUGCAGCACCAAGUUUAAAGGGCUCUAUCUCUCCACUUAUUUCCCUUUCUUACUGAAAGGCGAUCAAGUGCCGACAGAAAGCUCAAUGGGAAACUCCACGCUGCCUCCGCGCAAUAAUGUCAUUUGAAAUGGUGACACCUGCACAACCCUAAAGGAUUACUACCUGAGACUGACAGUGUGCCCCGAACAAAUGUACUUCUGAAAGAGGACUGAAGGUAGUGCGCUGUGAAGACAAGAUAUAGAUAUUAUUUAAGUUUCUAUUCAAGCUUAAACUAUAAAUAUGUAAAUAUGAAGAUGUGUGUCAUGUGGUGCUCAGUACUGUAGCAGCGACUCUGCUUCUAGAAGAUAUUAACGCUGGUGGAUUUGGUCAAACAUGAGGUUUGUUUUAGGGGGGAUCCCCGUCAGCCAAAGUAUGCACAUCUGUUUUCCUGUUAGCCUUUGGACGGCGAGUACUUGUGACGAUAAAAAGUGUUAGAAGAAGAAUCUUAUCCGUCAAAAUGAGACCCAUCUCGCACAAGCUUAAUGUAAGCUCACAGUCGAAGCAGCUUUAGUGUUGAAGGCCGUCAUGUGACUGUGUGACUGCGUGACUGCGUGUAACUGAGGCCGUGGUGGAAAUAAGACUCGACCCUGAUGGUCCAGACAGGAAGCUGAUCCUUAACAGUCAUGUAUGUGGAGAGAAGUGGGAUGAAAUGUGCUGUACAUACUUUCUUAUAAUAAAGUGUAAAUGCUCACCAUCCACUGGUUAUUUAAA